AUGGCGGUCGCAUCGAUACAGGAUCGAACCGCCGAGUUCAAGUCGGUUCUCGCGCAAGCACAGCGUCGCCACUCUUCGAACAAGGUCGGCGCUCAACGACGGUCUCUCCUGUCCGACUCUCAGAAGGCUGCUGCUGAUGGGGACUCCCGACCGCGGCGCUCCGACUUUGCGCGCCAGGCGGCGCAUAUCGGAAGAGGCAUCUCGGCCACAAUGGGCAAGCUCGAGAAGCUGGCAACAUUGGCAAGGCGCAGAACGCUGUUCGACGACCGGCCGGUCGAGAUCAACGAGCUCACGUACAUUAUCAAGCAGGACCUGAGCGCCCUCAACCAACAGAUUGGAAACCUACAGGUUUUGACGAAACAGCAACAUCCCAAGGCCGACCAAGAAGGAGAACACAACAAGAACGUUGUCUUUAUGCUUCAGGGCAAGCUGACAGAUGUCUCGGCCAACUUCAAGGAUGUGCUGGAGGAGCGAACCAAGAAUAUCCAGGCUUCGAGGUCGAGGACAGACAAUUUCAUCUCCAGUGUUUCCCAACACACGCAACCGCCAUUGCAGCAAUCGGCCUCGCCCUUGUACGGAACACCCCAAAGAGGGACGCCGUCACCAGGCGCCGACCUGUUGUCGUUGAAUCCUCCAGGGGACCAGCAGCUUCUGCUGAUGGAAGAGGCACAACCGCAAAACACGUAUAUCCAAGAGAGAGGUGCAGCUAUUGAAAGCAUCGAAUCCACGAUUGCCGAGUUGGGAUCUAUCUUCGGACAGCUGGCAACCAUGGUUUCGGAACAAAGCGAGAUGAUCCAGCGAAUCGACGCAAACACGGAGGAUGUUGUCGACAACGUGCAAGGUGCACAAAGAGAAUUGCUCAAGUACUGGGGCCGUGUCUCGAGCAACAGAUGGCUCAUCGCCAAAAUGUUCGGUGUGCUCAUGAUAUUCUUUCUGCUUUGGGUCCUGAUUGCCGGCUAG
Molecule: messenger RNA, 960 nt
Organism: Colletotrichum higginsianum IMI 349063
Lineage: Eukaryota; Fungi; Ascomycota; Sordariomycetes; Glomerellales; Glomerellaceae
Product: SNARE domain-containing protein
Exons: 7
Coding region: 1-960 (319 amino acids)
Biological process (GO): intracellular protein transport; vesicle fusion; endoplasmic reticulum to Golgi vesicle-mediated transport
Cellular component (GO): endomembrane system; Golgi membrane; SNARE complex
Molecular function (GO): SNARE binding; SNAP receptor activity
Source: RefSeq, a predicted model, not a curated record